UUUUUUCGCCCCUCACAUCUUCCUCCCGCUCAUUCAGCAGGAGCACUCACCUUAAUCCGAGUGCCUCCCGUCGAUUCCGAAUGGCCGAGCCGAGAUUCACCGUCGGCUACGCUCUCCUGCCCAAGAAGCAGCGGACCUUCAUCCAGGACUCCCUCCUCGCUCUCGCCCGGUCCAGAGGCAUCGACCUCGUCGCCGUCGACCUCCGCCGCCCGCUCGUCGACCAGGGCCCCUUCGAUUGCGUCCUCCACAAGCUCCGCGGCGAGGACUGGAGCCGCCAGCUGCGCGAGUUCAGCUCCAGGCAUCCCGGCGCGGCGAUCGUGGACUCGCCGGAUGCGAUCGACAGGCUCCACGACCGGAUAUCGAUGCUCCAGGUAGUUUCCGGACUCGAAAUUGAGUGUCCCGAUGGGUCGUCGUUUGGAAUCCCUGAUCAGGUAGUGGUUUACGAUAGGGAGAGGUUGUUGAAUGAGCAAUCGUGCGAGGGUUUGGCCUUCCCGGUGAUCGCGAAACCUUUAGUCGCCGACGGGAGCGAGCAGUCGCACGAGAUGUCCCUGGUUUUCAAUCGGGGCGGCUUUAGCAAGCUCGAGCCCCCGAUCGUACUUCAGGAGUUUGUGAAUCACGGCGGUGUCGUGUUCAAGGUGUACGUGGUUGGCGAGUAUGUGCAGUGCGUGAAACGCAGGUCGUUGCCUGACCUUUCGGAGGAGAAGUUGGGGUCUCCGGAAGGGUUGGUGCCGUUCUCGCGGGUGUCGAAUUCGGUAAUCCCCGAGAAGGAUGGAGAUGAGUCUCGGGAGGCCACGGAAUUGGAGGAAGCAGAGAUGCCUCCCCAGAGUUUGAUAGCGGAACUUGCGAGGGGUUUGAGGAGGGCUAUGAAGCUGAGCUUGUUCAACUUUGAUGUGAUAAGGGAUGCUAGAUAUGGGGACAGAUUUUUGGUGAUUGAUAUCAACUAUUUUCCUGGAUACGCCAAAAUGCCAUGCUAUGAGACUGUUUUGACUGAUUUCCUGUGGGAUGUUGUUCACAAGAAUGAGAAGGAUGAGGUGAAGUAUGUGGAGGAUGAAACUUGCUCUUCGAAGGGCUGAUUCUAUGUAUAUCCUGCACAUGCUUGUGACGAGGAAGCCAUCAAAGUGUGCGCAAACUGCAAUGUCCGCGCAUUCCUCCUCCCUUUACGUUGUUAGACGAUUGCUGAGCGGUUCUGUUAUUUGCUUCAGCUGCUGUACAGUCUAAAAACAGAAUGACCAGAAGAUGUGGUAUUGGCAUCUCUGGGGGGCUCGUGGAAGGUGGAACUCAGAUAGUUAUGGGGAAAAUUCUUGCAUGGACAAUCAGUCG
Molecule: messenger RNA, 1320 nt
Organism: Rhodamnia argentea
Lineage: Eukaryota; Viridiplantae; Streptophyta; Magnoliopsida; Myrtales; Myrtaceae
Product: inositol-tetrakisphosphate 1-kinase 1-like
Exons: 2
Coding region: 81-1073 (330 amino acids)
Biological process (GO): inositol trisphosphate metabolic process
Cellular component (GO): cytoplasm
Molecular function (GO): ATP binding; inositol-3,4,5,6-tetrakisphosphate 1-kinase activity; inositol-1,3,4-trisphosphate 5-kinase activity
Source: RefSeq, a predicted model, not a curated record